Messenger RNA from Daldinia loculata, 1537 nucleotides. RefSeq lists its product as uncharacterized. Bases 367 to 1413 code for a protein of 348 amino acids. The record is from RefSeq and is a predicted model, not a curated record. The transcript has 3 exons. NCBI's taxonomy places the organism in Eukaryota, Fungi, Ascomycota, Sordariomycetes, Xylariales, Hypoxylaceae.
CGAGCAAGAACCACGUGCGUCGAUUCUGUAGCUUGGGUUGUCAGAAGAAGAUACACAGGGAUAACACAGGGGCAGUUAUGGGUAUCAGGUUCGUCGGUAAAGCUUAUUCAGGGGACAUAUCGAGGGAAAGGGCCCUUCCCGAUUUGUUAUCUGGUGUGUCCCGGGAUUUCCCAUCUGGAUAUCGAGAGCAAGGCGUUCCUGUGCCUCGUACAUCCGUCGAGAUGGAUAUAUAAGAGUAGGGAACUCCCAAUCCGACAUUUCGAAAAUACUUCACCUUCAUGAACUCAGAUCAACAAAGAUUCCAACUUGGAGCUGUAACUACCUAGGCAUACUAUACAAAAGAACGCUCUUCAACAUACUUUCAAGAUGGCUUCACCAAUAACUUUUCUUUCCCUCUUCCUGCUCUUGCCUGCAUUCACCUCUGCCCAACGCAGCUUUGUCGCGUACAAAGAAAAGAGCUGCAGCGAGCCUCUUGAGAUUUGGACCGACGGGAUGCUUAUCGAAGACAGCAAACUUCUCAUAGACCAUUCCAUCAAAGAAAGGGGGGAUUUCGACGGUGGUCACGCCUACAACAAUAUAACAUUCCCAGCCGCGCCAGCAACCGGCGAUUUCGACCAGGAUGCGGGGACUCAGUUUGUGUAUUGGAAAGUGGAACAGCCAGACCCGACUUGUCAGUUUAUACUGAUGAGGGAUACUCCGAGGGAAUGGCAAUCUCUCAGCCAGAUGCCCGGAGAUGUGAUGUUGAGAGUAGCCGAAGAGGGCUGCUACUAUACCGCUCUGAAUCCAAACGUCGACUUGAUUACCAGCUUCUGCUGCGGCCGCGACGACUGCGCUAUUGCGGAGAUCGAAGUUCAAUAUCAGAGCCCCGUCGAGAGCGUCAGUGGCGAUGCCCCGAACUGCACAGUCAAGUCUUACGAUGCUACACCUACUGUCGAAGACGGUCAGCAAAUAGCCGUUACCAGGCCGCAGACCUGCGAGGCCCCGCCGACUUGCACGCACUCUAUAUCCCUGAGCAAGAUGGUCAGCACGGCAGUGUCGCAUUUCCAGUCGUAUUCUUGGACCACCGAGGAAGGAGUUGACGUCAAGAUAGAUACUGGCGUCGACUUUAUCGUGGAUGCCAAGGUAUCUGGGGGCAUAAGUUUCAACAUCGCGCAGGGCUGGAUGGACGAGACUGGGACAACUCUGACGCAAUCCAACAUUACGGCUUCGUCGGAGGCGGGAAGGCAGGAGGUGGGAACUAUAGCAUUCUACGCCUUCACGCCGCAGUACGACUGCUGGAAAGGCGACGUUAGCUGCGGCUACGACAACAGUGGAAACGAGGUCGUACUUGAGGGUGUUAGUUUCUGCCAGCCUCGAAUUGCGAGUACUGGCGACCCGGCUGGGCUUUUUAGGAUGGUGUAUACUUCAGGAUGAGGGAUUAGUUUCCGCCGAAUGGAUAGGGUGUCCUUUGUUUUCAUUUUCGUUAUCAGUUUCUUACCAAUUUUAACAACUUGGGGAUUUUAUGAUUUUAGAAUAGGAUAGCACAGGAUAGGGGAUA